Messenger RNA from Oncorhynchus kisutch (coho salmon), 1242 nucleotides. Its product is annotated as arginine-glutamic acid dipeptide repeats protein-like. The record is from RefSeq and is a predicted model, not a curated record. The transcript is spliced from 4 exons. NCBI's taxonomy places the organism in Eukaryota, Metazoa, Chordata, Actinopteri, Salmoniformes, Salmonidae. The coding region runs from base 768 to 1208 and encodes 146 amino acids.
GUGUUGAGGGGGGGGGGGGGGGCUCUUAAACUAGUGUCUGUUUAAAUAAAGACUAGCUCAGCCAUGUGGAUGCGUCUGUUGAACAGCUGAAGGGGGGAUACAGCCUACGGAGAGACGGAACGUGUAAUGUGUGCAUAUGAAAGGGGAGCGAGGAGGAGGAGGAGGGAGAGUGUGUGUGGAAAAAGGAAGCAGAGUCUGUGAACGAACGGAGAACUCACUGAUCCCCUGGAACCGGAGCACUCGAUACAAACAAUAUACUUUUUUUUUUUCAUACGCAACAUAUCAAGAAGCUACACCACCGCGAAAAAAAACCCAGGGGAAACGGAGGCAACCGUGUGUUUUCGGGAACGGCUGCCUCGGAGAUUAUUACGUGAUUACACGAGCAAAAGUGAGCCCAGGCAGGGCCGUCUUUUGUUGAGGCAAGUGGUCGUUCGCCUGUGUAGCAGGCAGGCAGGCAGGCAGGCAGCUGAAGGAUAAAGUGUCUGCCUGAUUAUUGUUUCAAGCCUCUGGUUUCUUGGAUCUGGCCCAGGACACGGGGUUUUAUUCGACGGGGUCAUCCUUGGUGAGGAUUGAAGUAGUUUGUGGCGGUUACUUUGGAACUGUACAGUCAUCAGACUGGCGGCUUUUCCUGAAACACUGGGGUUGUUGGUGUGGCUGAAUUUUCCCUGGAUUUGAUUGGUCAAUUCAGAAGACUGAAGCCCAGGCUGACAGUCUACCUUUCACGGAGGCCCAGCCGUGAGAGGACUGAGGAAGGCACGUGGCGAAUCAUGACCGCGGACAAAGACAAGCCAGACAGGGAGAAGGACAGGGACAGAGACCGAGACAGGGAGAGGGACAGAGAGAGGGACAGAGACCGGGACAAGAGGGACAAAGCAUCCAGGGAGAGCGAGAGCUCACGACCACGCCGUAGCUGCACGCUGGAGGGCGGAGCUAAGAACUACGCGGAGAGCGAGGACGAGGAUAACGAGAACAGGGGAGGGGCCGGGGCAGUAGGUGGGGUCAACAUGGGGAUGGGGGAGGAGUCAGGGAAGAAGGGAAAGAAGAAGAUGAUCAAGAAGAAGUCGAGGUAUGAACGGAUGGAGAACGGAGAGAUCACUUCCUUCAUUACUGAAGACGAUGUUGUUUACAGACCUGGCGAUUGUGUAUAUAUGGAGAGCCGCAGGCCAACACUCCCUACUUCAUAUGUAGCAUUCAGGAUUUUAAACUGAGUAAGCGAGACCAUCUGUUACUCAGUGUUAAAUG